This is a messenger RNA of Dendroctonus ponderosae (mountain pine beetle), 2276 nucleotides long. It is a transcript of the gene sip3, whose product is annotated as E3 ubiquitin-protein ligase synoviolin. NCBI's taxonomy places the organism in Eukaryota, Metazoa, Arthropoda, Insecta, Coleoptera, Curculionidae. The record is from RefSeq and is a predicted model, not a curated record. Gene Ontology annotation, cellular component: cytoplasm. The transcript is spliced from 12 exons. Bases 123 to 1931 code for a protein of 602 amino acids.
CAGUUUCUGACGGCUAUCACCGAGUGAGUGAUUAAAAACAACAGCCCAUAGAAAAAGUUUUUGAGUAGUUUAAAAUUCGCUUUUAACAGAUGUUUUACUAAAUACGCACUAUUGUCGGCAAAAUGAAGUUCAUCGGUAUAUCGUUUGUGAGUUUCAGCUUAACGGCCGUAGUUCUCGCCAAUGCAUAUUAUCAGAAAAAGCAGUUCUACCCUUCGGUGGUUUAUAUCACCAAAUCUAAUCCUAGUAUGGCUGUCAUGUACAUACAAGCCUUUAUUGGGGUUUGGAUAUUGGGAAAGCUGAUGAGAAAAGUCUUUUUUGGACAGUUGCGAACUACGGAGUUUGAGCACCUGAUGGAACGCUCUUGGUAUGCGAUAACUGAAACCUGUCUAGCCUUCACAGUGUUUAGAGACGAUUUCACCCCAAAGUUUGUGGCGCUUUUCACCCUGCUACUGUUUCUCAAGUCUUUCCAUUGGCUAGCUGAAGACAGAGUGGACUUUAUGGAACGAAGUCCAAUGAUUGGCUGGCUGUUUCACAUCAGGGUCCUCAGCUUGCUGCUACUGUUGGGCGCUUUGGACUCCCACUUUAUAAUUCACGCUUUCCAUUCGACAAUUACCAAAGGAGCUUCAGUUCAAUUGGUGUUUGGAUUUGAAUACGCAGUGUUGAUCACUGUGGUUGUUAAUAUUGGUAUUAAGUAUGCCCUACAUUCAGUGGAUCUGCACAGUGAAACUCCUUGGGAUAACAAAGCGGUUUUCUUGCUCUACACAGAGCUAGUGAUGGGAUUUAUCAAAGUUAUCCUUUAUGUGGCUUUUGUUGCCAUUAUGGUGCGAAUUUAUACUUUGCCGUUGUUCGCGUUCAGGCCCAUGUACUACACGAUUAGGGACUUUAAGAAGGCAUUUAGCGAUGUGAUUUUGUCGAGGCGAGCCAUCCACAACAUGAACACUCUGUAUCCGGACGCUACUCCCGAAGAAUUGCUGGCCACUGAUAACGUUUGCAUUAUUUGCCGAGAAGAGAUGGCAACGGCCUGCAAAAAGCUGCCUUGCAACCAUAUUUUUCACACUUCGUGUCUUCGAUCCUGGUUUCAAAGGCAGCAAACUUGCCCAACAUGUCGUUUGAAUAUUCUACGCGCUCCGACACCGCCAACGAAUAAUAACGUUCAAGGGGCGCAGCCUCCAAAUGCGCCUCUGCCGCCCAACGGCCCCAAUCAGUUCUUCAAUAUGUUCGCCGCGCCGAAUCAGUUUUUCAAUAAUCAGGUUAAUCCGGGCGUAAAUGUGGGGGCUGUGCCACCGCCAAAUGCACAAGCGCCCGGAGCUGAACCAGCCCCAGCUUUUGGCCCUGGCCCGGCUCAACCUGGCGCAGUGCCGCCUCCUCCUCCGGCUGCUUUCGCCGCCCCAUUCGGCUUUCCAACGCAUGCAUUCCCCAUUCCAUUUCCCAUGCCUUUUAUGGCUCCUCCCCCUAUGCCGCCCACUAAUUUAGCCGCCCUUUCCGAGGAAGAGUUGAGGAACUUGGAGGGCCACGAGCGGCGGCACGUUGAGGCUCGCAUUCAGUGUUUGAGGAACAUUCAGACUCUGCUAGAUGCAGCUGUUCAAAUGAUGCAGCAAUACAGUGUUGCAUCUAGUGUUUCUUCGGUGGGGCGCGAACCUCCGGCUUCAGGCUCAGCUCCACCUGCUGGUAAUGGGGGUAGUAGUUCGGAUUCAGUGCCCAACAACCCUUCGGCUGCAGCCAAUGAAAAUGCAGGAGAGACACCUAGCGCCGAUCAACCGCCUGAAGAUUCAGCGAGUGGUGAGACUGCAUCAGUUCUCCCAGAAAAAAGUCCCAAGAGUAACAAUUCUGACUUGCUGAGUGAAGCGAGCUCUACGUCCGCGGAAGAGGAGAUCAGAAGAAGAAGGUUGCAGCGGUUUUUACUACAAGAGCAGGAGCAACAGCAGAAUUGAAUUUGUUAAAUAUAAGACUACGCACUAGUAUAAGUACAUGGGACUGGACUAAAUUGAUGGCAUUUUAUUCAGCGUCGAGAUUUUUAUUGUUUUAUUGUGCAAUGGGGGUCGUGGUUGGUGAGGUCAAGUGAAGGCAAGUUUAUGUUAUUUGUACUGUUUGUGAUAUUGGGGUUUAUCAACUGUUCAAAGGUGUCCAUUAUUUUUUCUUUUGUAAGGGGAAAAGUAUACAUGUAAAAGGUGCGAUUUUUGAUGUUCAAUGAACUGCUGCGGAUAUUUAUUACAUUCAAUUGUUUGGUUUCCAAAGUGCAUGUAUAUAUUACUAAUAAUUAUCAAGUGUUUUAUGAA